AUGACUCUCCAACGGAAUGGAUCCUGGAGCAUGGGAAGUGGAACAGGAGAAGAGAUUUGGCGAACCCUUUCAAGAACGAUGAGCGGCCGACCCACCUCGGAGCGUCGCUCGGAGCGUCGCUAUUCGAGUGCCAGCGAUGAAUCAGCCAGCAAGGCCGAGGACUGGAAGUACAUGAAUGAAGUUAGGGAGAUGAAGCAGCAAACCGAAAAGGACAACGGAAAGGGACGAUCGCUGGGUGUAACCUGGCAAAAUCUCACAGUGAAAGGCGUCGGAGCUGAUGCGGCCUUCAAUGAAAAUGUUACAUCUCAGUUCAACAUCCCCAAACUCGCCAAGGAAGGGCGACAAAAGCCUCCCCUCAAGACCAUUAUCGACAACAGCAAUGGUUGUGUACAACCGGGCGAGAUGCUGCUCGUCCUCGGCAGACCUGGAGCAGGAUGCACAUCGCUUCUGAAGAUGCUGGCGAACCGACGAAGUGGCUACGCAGAAGUCAGCGGUGAUGUCAAGUUCGGCGCCAUGGACCACGAGGAAGCACAACAGUUUCGAGGCCAGAUCGUGAUGAAUACCGAAGAAGAGCUCUUCUUUCCCACUCUCACGGUAGGCCAGACGAUCGAUUUCGCGACUCGAAUGAAGGUACCGCACCACAUUCCCUCAAAUACAAAGUCUCCAAAAGAGUUUCAACGGCUCAGCCGCGACUUCUUGCUGCGCUCCAUGGGCAUAGAGCACACUCAUGAUACCAAGGUCGGAAAUGAAUACGUCAGAGGCGUGUCUGGCGGUGAGAGAAAAAGAGUCUCAAUCAUUGAAACAAUGGCAACAAGAGGUUCCGUCUUCUGCUGGGACAACUCAACCCGAGGAUUGGACGCGUCAACCGCAUUGGAAUACAUCAAAUGCGUCAGAGCAAUGACAGAUGUCUUGGGCCUGACAUCGAUUGUGACAUUGUAUCAGGCCGGCAAUGGCAUCUAUGACUUGUUCGACAAGGUCCUGGUCCUCGAGGAGGGGAAGCAGAUAUUCUACGGCCCCACGCCUCAGGCCAAGACCUUCAUGGAAAGUCUCGGAUUCGUGUGUAUGCCUGGUGCGAAUGUGGGAGACUUUCUUACAGGUGUUCUUGUCCCCACCGAGCGCCGCGUCAAACCUGGAUUUGAGCAUCGCUUCCCUCGAACUGCUGAGGAGAUCCGAAAUGAAUACAACAGGACAAACAUCAAGACACUAAUGGAACAGGAAUACAACUACCCGCAGACCGAAGAUGCUAUCCAGCGUACGGCCGACUUCCGUGAGGCCGUGCAAUACGAAAAGCAUCCCAGACUGCCCAAAAAAUCGACUCUCACCACCGGAUUUUUCACGCAGGUGAAAGCCGCCACGAUUAGGCAGGUGCAGCUUCUCAAAGGGGACAAGCCAACGCUCUUUCUUAAACAAGGUACCAAUCUGCUGCAAGCCAUCGUCGCCGGAUCGCUCUUUUACAACGCACCCGAUAACACAGCGGGAUUGUUCGCCAAAGGCGGCUCUCUGUUCUUGGCACUCCUUUACAACUCUCUCCUUGCGAUGAGUGAAGUGACUGAUUCGUUUGGCGCUCGUCCUGUCCUCGCAAAGCAUCGCGGAUUCGCACUUUAUCACCCAGCGGCAUUUUGCAUUGCGCAGAUCUUGUGCGACCUUCCCAUCAUAUUCCUUCAGAUCACCCUAUGGUCUCUGCCAGCUUAUUUUAUGACGGGCCUCAAAAUGACACCGGGAGCCUUCUUCACGUACUGGGUCAUCAAUUACAUCUCAGCACUCACUAUGACGGCGCUAUUCAGGGCUAUUGGCGCUGCGUUCUCAACCUUUGACGGCGCGUCCAAGGUGUCAGGCUUGGUCGUCUCUAUCUCCUUCACCUAUGUGGGGUACAUGAUCCCAAAGCCUUCUAUGCAUCCAUGGUUUGUCUGGCUCUACUGGAUUAAUCCGCUGUCUUACGGCUUCGAGGCUCUGCUAGGUAACGAGUUUGGGAACACCAAUAUCCCGUGCGUCGCUAAUAACCUCGUACCCAAUGGUCCUGGAUAUACCGAUAGCAACUUUCAAGCAUGUACAGGCGUCAGAGGGAACCAAGUCGGCGCAACCUCCUUGACAGGCGAAGAGUACCUCUCAGCAUUAUCGUACAGCAAAACGCACAUCUGGCGGAAUCUGGGUAUUUUGAUAGCUUGGUGGGUGUUCUACGCAGGUUUGGCCAUUUUUUUCACGUCACGCUGGAGCCAGGUCAGCGGAAACACUGGCUAUCUCGUUAUCCCUCGCGAGAAUKCGAAAAAGGCUCAACAUCUGCUGGAAGAUGAAGAGUCACAAUCAAAGGGCGCUUCUGACAAUGAAAAGGGAACGAAGACAUCUUCAGACGACGAGAAGAGCGGCAAUCUUGAAGGCCAGCUGCUGAAGAACACGUCUAUCUUUACCUGGAAAAACCUGACCUAUACGGUCAAGACUCCUUCUGGUGAUCGUGUAUUGCUCGACAACGUUCAGGGCUAUGUCAAGCCCGGGAUGUUGGGCGCACUGAUGGGGAGCUCUGGUGCAGGCAAAACUACUCUCUUGGAUGUGUUAGCUCAAAGGAAGACGGACGGUACAAUCAGAGGUAGCAUCCUCGUCGAUGGUCGUGAGCUACCAGUUUCCUUCCAACGAUCCGCCGGCUAUUGCGAACAACUAGACAUCCACGAGCCCAUGGCCACAGUGCGGGAGGCUCUGGAAUUUUCRGCACUUCUCCGACAAAGUCGUGAAACGCCAAGGGCCGAGAAGCUCAAGUAUGUCGAUGUCAUCAUUGAUCUCCUGGAGAUGCACGACAUUGCGAACACCUUGAUCGGAACCUCUGCCGCUGGGCUUUCUGUUGAGCAGCGAAAACGCCUAACUAUCGGGGUGGAGCUUGUAAGCAAGCCUUCCAUCCUGAUCUUCCUUGACGAGCCAACCUCAGGACUGGAUGGUCAGGCUGCAUUCAACACCGUGCGUUUUCUGCGGAAGCUCGCAGAUGUUGGUCAAGCUGUACUUGUUACCAUUCACCRACCUUCUGCCUCAUUGUUUGCACAGUUUGACACGCUAUUGCUCCUCGCAAAGGGCGGAAAGACAGUGUACUUCGGUGAUAUCGGAGAGGAUGCGCGGACGAUCAAGGAGUACUUCGGCAGGUAUGAUGCUGCCUGCCCCCCAAACAGCAACCCUGCAGAGCAUAUGAUAGACGUUGUGUCAGGAACGCUCAGCAAAGGGAAGGAUUGGAACCAGGUUUGGCUGAGUUCGCCUGAAUACACCGCCAUGACCACCGAGCUCGAUCGCAUGGUUGAUGAUGCCGCCUCCAAGCCACCAGGAACUGUCGACGAUGGCCACGAGUUUGCCACCUCAAUGCUGGAGCAGAUCAAGAUUGUGACGCGGCGAAUGAACGUUGCUCUGUACAGGAACGUCGACUAUGCCAACAACAAGUUUGCCCUACACAUAUUUUCGGCACUCUUUAACGGGUUCACCUUUUGGCAGAUCGGCAAUAAUGUUGCUUCUCUGCAGCUUCGCCUGUUUGCUCUUUUUAACUUCAUCUUCGUUGCCCCUGGUGUCAUCGCUCAAUUGCAGCCGUUGUUCUUGCAGCGUAGGGACGUUUACGAGGCGAGAGAGAAGAAGAGCAAGAUGUACCACUGGGUCCCGUUCGUGACAGGAUUGAUCAUUAGCGAAAUGCCCUACUUGGUCAUUUGCGCCGUGCUCUACUUUGUGUGCUUCUACUGGACCGCUGGGUUCCCCAAUGACUCCUCAAAGGCCGGUGGUGUCUUCUUCAUCAUGUUCGUGUAUGAGUUCAUCUACACCGGGAUCGGCCAGUUCGUCUCCGCAUAUACGCCUAACGCUGUCUUCGCGGCUCUAGUGAAUCCAAUUAUUAUUGGAACUCUAGUUUCGUUCUGCGGUGUUCUUGUGCCUUACGCACAGCUCCCCGUAAUCUGGCGAUACACACUGUACUACAUCAAUCCCUUCAACUACCUGAUGGGAUCUCUGCUGGUCUUCACAACCUUUGACGUCCAGGUCGAGUGCUCGGAUUCGGAGCUUGCCGUAUUUGAUACGCCUUCAGGAGAGACCUGCGCCUCGUACCUAAGGGAGUACAUGCAAGGAAUGGGUGCAAGAACCAAUUUGCUCAAUCCCGAGGCCUCCUCUGGAUGCCAGGUCUGCCAAUAUCGUACCGGCGCUGACUACCUCUACACCUUGAACCUGAAGGACUACUACUACGGGUGGAGAGAUGCGGGCAUCUGCGUCCUGUUCGCCUUGUCUUCAUAUGCCUUUGUGUAUCUGAUGAUGAAACUUCGAACGAAAGCUACCAAGAAAGCGGAAAAGUGA
Molecule: messenger RNA, 4299 nt
Organism: Ramularia collo-cygni
Lineage: Eukaryota; Fungi; Ascomycota; Dothideomycetes; Mycosphaerellales; Mycosphaerellaceae
Product: probable ATP-binding cassette multidrug transport protein
Exons: 9
Coding region: 1-4299 (1432 amino acids)
Biological process (GO): transmembrane transport
Cellular component (GO): membrane
Molecular function (GO): ABC-type transporter activity; ATP hydrolysis activity; ATP binding
Source: RefSeq, a predicted model, not a curated record